UGGCUCACAGCUUCCGCCAACCCAACACACCGUCAAUCAGCUGCGGAGCCGUGCGUCCGGUUUCGGCGCGUGUCCGAAAGACCCCACGGGAGGCAAGCACCCGGUCAGGGGCUGCUUCCAUGGAAGCGGAGGCCGAGGCCAAGCGCCAAAAGACGGAUGAAGGCUACGUAGCACGGCCCCAGGAGCCGGAGGUCAAAGAGGAGGUGAAGCAGGAAAUAAAGCAGGAAGAGAAGUCCGAAGUGAAGCAGGAGAUGAAGCCAGAAGUUAAGCAGGAAGUGAAACAGGAGGUUCAGGAUACACCUCAGGAGAAAGAGACGGAUGCAGCUCCAAUCACUGGGAUGCCGUUGCGACCGAAGGCCUUCUUCGACACGGUAGACUGUCUGUUAAACGUGGUUCCCUCGUUGAAUGGCCAGGUGCUCAUGCCACUCACUGAAGGGGGCCUGCAGUACUUGCUGGCAGGGGCCCGUGCCAAUGUGGGUGUCAAGAGCGGCCGGUAUUUCUACGAAGUGAAGGUGAUCGAGACGCUGAACCCCUCAGAGGGCCAACAGCGCACUGGGAGGUCACCAAUGCCUCGGCAGCUGUUGAAGCUGGGCUUCUCUACGCUGGAGUCCCCUCUGCUCAUCGGGGAGACGGAUGAAAGUGCCAGCUUCGACUCAGAAGGCUACUACUAUUGUGGGAAACAAAAGCAUGGGGUUUCCCAACGCCUUUGUAAGGAUCAGGUCAUUGCGGUGCUCCUGAAUCUGGACCCGUCCAGCCCCAACAAGAACACCAUCAGCCUCUUCCGGGAGGGCGUGCGGAUCACCCAGCCUCAGACCUUACCUGCUUGUCUUGCGGGCAAAACGCUCUACCCACACGUGUGCUUCAAGAACAUCACCGUCCAGACGAACUUUGGGCCUCCCUUGAUGCCAUUGCCCUUCAAGUGCCACAUGGUCGGGCAGGCACCUGCCACAGAUGCUGUUGUGGGCAUCGAGCCUGCUCCCAAUGGCACUUACGAGGUGCUCUUCCCCAUCGCCAUCCCUGAUGAGGGCACCUUUGACUGGUUGGAUGACUUCCUCAAGAAGAAUCCAAGGUAUGUGGAAUUGUCCGACCGGGCGAUGGGGGAGUGGGCGGAGCGCAGCGGGGUCUUUCGCAACAAGAACUACAGUUGGAAACACUGCAACGAUAAGCCGGACCUGCAAACGGGCUUACCUUUGCUGGACGACUUCAGUGCGCGGAAGAUCCUGGGCGUGGUUGCUCCCACUCAGCCACGAAACUAUGUGGUUAUGGAGAUCAAAUCCAACUUGCUUAGGGAUGAGAGGCAGCUCUUCAUCCGGAGGUUCAAGCGCCCAGGCUUCAAAGUCGUUGCGCAGGUGAUGAUGGGUGAACCUCCUGCCGAGUUUAAGGCAGAGGUGCACAAGAUUCUGUUGGAGGAAAAGCAGAAGAAGGCGGAUGAGGAGUGGCAGCAGAGAAAGGCUCAGCGUGAGGCUGAACGUGUCCUGCGCGCCCGAGAGAAAGAGAUGGAGGAGGUGCGCCGAAAGGCUGAGGAAGAGGCCUUGGCUCGUGCGCAGGCCGAGGCCACUGCACAAGCAGAGGCUGUUAAAGCUCAGCUUAUGGCGCAGGGCGGUGUCACCGAGAUUGCGGCCACCGAGCCGGCGGUCCCGUCGGUGGAGAUCAUCGACGACGGCGAUGCACCGAGUGCACAAGCCACGCCAAACGCUCCGGUGCCUCCAGGCGAAGUGAAGCACGAGAAGCCUGAUGUUGUCAUGACAGAGGCCAAGGAGACAAAACCGCCGGAGAAGAAGGCAGAGGAACCGCCAGAGGAACCCAGGCCUGUGGUGACUCUGAGUGAGGAAGAGAAAGCCAUUUGCUUCAAGCAGAAGGCGACCUCGGAUCUCACUAGCUGGACCCUGGGUGGCCACUUCACACGCUUCAGCUUGCCUGAGGCUGAUGAGGGCUUCGAUGAGAUUCGCUAUGUGUGGAACCCUGAAGCUGUCUGCAAGGAGUAUUUGCACAAGUGGAUCAUCAAGAACAAGAUCCUCUGCCGGAUGGAAGAUAUCCUUCCAUCGGAUUGGUUCCACUCCAAAGCUGCCGAGUGGCAAAAGGUCUUGGCUGACUGGCACAGCAAGCAAGGAGAGUUUGCAGCAAAGCAGGCCUAUGAAGUGGAAGAGCCAAAGGAAGAGAAGAAAGAUGUUGAGGAUGUCUUCGCCGUGGAAGACAUUUGCAACACAGCCGCGGGCGAACCGCUCUUUGCAAAAUUCACCUUUGAGGAUUGGGCCUUGCUAAGCUUACGGCUGGAGCUGCACCUCUUGGUCCAUAGCUUCCGAAGAGAUGCUAACGACCCAGAGCGGAUUGGAAUCCACGAGAGCCACCUGCCUUUCUACUACAACAAAUAUUACAAGAAGACCUUCAACGUGAAGCACUAUGGGGUUGAGACAAAUCUCCAGCUUUUGACCUUUAUCAAGGACACGGUGGAGGUCAACCAGGAAGUCCUCCAGGCGGUGCUCAGCGAAGAUGUGGAGAACUUCGAUAUUUUCGUGAAGCUCACCGAGGCUGCGAGAAGAGAUCGCAUGCAGAAGUUGGAGAACGGCGACGAGAGCGCUCGGCUCCGCUUUGCGCGGCCGGAAGAGAUCCGGCCGGACGCGCACAAGGCGGGCUACAAGGGCCAGACCACCACCUACAAGGGCCAGGCAACGACCUACAAGGGGCAGGCGACCUACAAGGGCGCUGGCCGAGGAGGCUAUCAGCCGCAAAAGGGCGUCUACCAAGCAGGCUUUCGUGCCUACGGCUCGAGAUGAGGGCCUCAUAAACCUACUCAGAGCGGCUCAGCACAGCCCAGGCAUUUCGCGAGUAUGUGGCUUUCUUUGGCAUGUUUCUUGGAGUCCCCAGGGCUUUGCAGUUGUUCGACCUAACCACCUGAAACGAGGGAAACUUAGAACCCUUUUGGAACACCUUGUGUUGAUUCG
Molecule: messenger RNA, 2942 nt
Organism: Durusdinium trenchii
Lineage: Eukaryota; Dinophyceae; Suessiales; Symbiodiniaceae
Source: the annotation of a GenBank genome assembly